Molecule: messenger RNA, 3555 nt
Organism: Chelonia mydas (Green sea turtle)
Lineage: Eukaryota; Metazoa; Chordata; Testudines; Cheloniidae
Gene: STK31
Product: serine/threonine kinase 31
Exons: 20
Coding region: 936-3488 (850 amino acids)
Biological process (GO): protein phosphorylation
Molecular function (GO): ATP binding; protein kinase activity
Source: RefSeq, a predicted model, not a curated record
GCCUGCACCCCCAGCCCAGAGCCCCCCCAAAUUCGGAGUCCUUCCUGCAUCCCAGACUGCAAAUGUAAUAUGAAUACAUAUACCAAUACAUAUACUUACUUCCCAAAAACUCAAGCUGCUAGCAAGCUAGCACUUUAAUUAUUAGAAGAAAAGUAAGACUGAAUGUGGUUUUUCAUUUAAAAAACAUUGAUACAUGAGCUGUUGAAUUAACAUAAGCAAAUUGUAAAAACACCAUAGAACUUGCUUAACCUUUGAAAUGUCCUGCUUUCAGACCUGCUUUUAAUCAUCAAAUAUAUCUCCUUCUUGGAAAUACCACAAAAACUGUAGCCUGCGCUGUGAGACUCGAAUGGGCUGAAGUGGACUCAUGAAACAAUGAAUGGAUAUUUAUAAAGAUUGUUCAGAAUUUUUUUAAACCGUAUACUUACUUAGUAAAUAUUUAGCUGUUUAUGCAAGGUAUUAGAAUAAAACUGCCAAAGAUUUCCUUUGAGAAGCCCGUUGUAAUUUCAGGCACAUUUAUUGCCUUUUGUAUCUCUGUCUUACUGUUUUGUGUUGUUUUAUAUCUGAUACCAUUUUUUCUUCAUCUAUUGAAACUGUAAGCUACUUCUUAGUUGUUUGUCAGGGUCUUUUGACACCUGUCAAUUGGGAGCUUGUUGCACUGAAAUUGAUAGUUUUGUACUUGAGGAGAGGUGACAGCUGCUUCCUCUAAAUGACAUCAUUGUUCACAGCUUAAGUGUCAAGUAUUAUACAUUGAUUAUGGAAAUUCUGAGAUUCUAAAUCGAUCAGAAAUAGUUGAGAUUCCAAAGAACUUGCAGUUUCCCAGCAUUGCUAAAAAGUAUAGACUCUGGGGACUACAGAUUCCUCCUGACCAAGAUUUAAAUCAAUUUGACCAGGGGAGAAAGUUCUUAUGCAGUUUAAUUUUUGAAAAAGAAAUAAAAAUGCGGCACAAAGCCACAUACCAGGAUGGUACCAUUGUUGCCCAGGCAGAGUAUGGAAAAGUGGAUAUUGGGGAAGAGGUGGCUAAGAAGGGGUUUGCUGAAAAAUGCAAAUCCCCUAUAAAUGCUAACAACUGCGAAGAGAAAAAAAUAGAUGUCGUUCCGUACAAACCCUGGAAUGCAAAAGUUACAGCUCCAGCAUGGGAGAACAGACCCAACCCUUCAGUAUCCAAUCGACUGAAAGGGCGUUUUGGUGACCAGAUAGGUACCAAUACGAGGAAUGAAAAUCAUACUGGGAACCAUAUGCCUUUUGCGAAGGAAAAAUUGCUGGCUUGUGACUUUAUUAUGGGGUCAAACAUCAGUUUGGCAAAAAUAAAACAGGAUCAGAAACUGAUUGAAGAGAAUGAAAAGCUCAAAAAGGAGAAAGAGAUUCUCCAGGAGGAGAAUCACAUUCUCCUCCACAAUUAUAAAGAACUAGAAUCGACGAUUGCACAGCUGAACCAUCAAGUGCAGGAAGAAAAGGAAGCAUCUAAGGAAACUCUUAAACAUUUGGGGGAAACUCUGCAUACGUAUGUAGGAACUAAACUGAGAAGUUUGGCUGCCCAGGUUGAGGUACUGAAAGAAGUUAGGUGUGCAAAUAUGAAUGUUCAUUUUGGAGAUGACCUCUUCAGAGCUGUAAAGGAGGUUACUGAAAGGUGUCUCAUUGUUCCGUCUUCCUUGGGAAAGUUGGAGAAGAUUUGGGCAGAAUAUAACUUGGCUCAAGAGAUGAUUCAGUUGUGCAAAAAUGUGAAUGAAAGUGAUGUCUUAAUUCUCAAGAGAAAUGAAGUGCAGCAGAAUUUGUACUCUGCAGUGGAAGAAUUCAUUCGGGAAGUAGAUGAGCUACCUCUCUCUGAGCGUUCAACUAUUUUGCAGGAACUGUCUGCUUCUCUGGGGGCAGUAUAUGGUCAAGCUAGUGAAGCAGAUGACUCUGAGGAGGCAUUUCAGCAGUUUUUUGAGUGGAAGCAAACUAAACUGGAAGAAUUCAGUCGUGUCAGAAGCGGUACAAAUGCUUCCCUACAGAUUCUUGCAACAUGGUUCAGUGGCAUGAUAAAGUUUUUUGACCUGACAUCAGAAGUAUCUUUGAAGUCAGAAGAAGUGGUUGGCAACGUGGAUGAAGUUCUUGAGAAGGUUGAGUCAGAUAUCUGCAAAGAGCUGGAGAUUUCUCUAGUUGCGCAAGAUGAGGCAGAUAAGGAAAUAAUCUUAAAUGCUUACAAUAAAGUUAUACAGAAGAUCCGUCAGGAGCAGCAUCUAAUCACUGUAGUACAGAGCAAGUAUUUAACCAGUAUUGAGUUUAAAAAGCAGAUUGCGGAAUGGUUGAAUAAAAGCCCGAACAUUGACAAUUUGUUCUCAAUUAAGAAGACUUUGAAAAAUGUAAAGGCACGACUCAGAUGGAAGUUGGUUGAAAAGAGCAACUUGGAAGAAUCUGAUGAUUACAGUGAGUAUGAAAUAACAAAAAUAAAAGAAGAAAUCACUGGACUGAGAAACCGUCUUAUUCAGGAAAUAUACAAUGAACAAGAAGAAUAUGAGAGGCUUACUUGCCUGGUACAGAAAUGGUUCCCUGAGCUGCCACUCCUUCACCCGGAAGCAGGAAUUCUGAAGUAUAUGAACUCUGGUGGACUUCUGACAGUCAGCUUAGAACGGGACCUCCUCGAUGCUGAACCCCUGAAGAAAUUGAGCACGAAGCACCCAUUAGUGUGUUCAGAAGUUCAAGAACAGAAGGUUCUUUUAAAGGGCUAUUCUGUAGAUGUGAACACAGAGGCAAAAGUGAUAGAAAGAACAGCCAAAUAUCACAGAGCUUGGAGUGAAUUUAAGGAGAAAUCUGGAUUAUUACAGUUGAUGUUCCUUUUUUUGUGCAAGUCUGAUCCUUUGGUAUAUCUGAUGGUCCCAUAUUACCCAGGAGCAAGUCUAGGAGCACUGCAAGCUAGUACACCUUUAACUUCAGAAGAAAUAUUGAAAGUGAUGGAAGGAGUGGCUCGUGGUCUGCAUACGCUGCACAAAGCUAAUAUAGUUCAUGGAUCUCUGCAUACAAAUAAUGUGUUUGCUCUGAAUCGAAAACAAGGAAUUGUUGGAGAUUUUGACUUCACCAAAUCAGUGGAUCAACGUGCCUCUGCGAACUCUAUGGUAGUGGGUAACUUGAACUUAAUUUCCCCUGAAUUAAGAAUGGGACACCUGGCAUCUCCAUCCUCUGACAUGUAUGCCUAUGGCUGCCUUCUAUUCUGGCUGUGUGUUGGAGACCAAGAAUUUAAAAUUAAGGAAAAUGGAACCCCUGAAGUGGAUGGACUUAAUAUGGAUAAUAAGGUUAAAUCUCUACUCUUGAAUCUGAUCUGCAGUAACAGAAUGACGGCUGAGCAGGUGCUGAAUGAUGAGUGUUUCUUGUUCCCGGAUGUGAUCCCAGCUCCACCGCAGAAUGAACCUGGUGAAGAACUUGAAUGUGAAAAGACAGAGGAAAAAGGCGAGGACAUUAUCAGUUCUGACAACAAGACAGAUGACAAUGAGGAGAUAGACCCUUCUCAGUAGGCCAGAGGACUCGCCAGCCAUUUGCUUCAGUUGUUUUUAUUUUGUUUGAGUUCUAAAAAAAAAUAAA